CGUUGUCAGUGUGACGGCACGUCUGUCUGGUCUGUGCAUAACCUGUUCAUCUGCUCUGGUAUUCCAGAGACCAGGAAAGGAUCCUUCACCGCUAGGAUGCAGAGAGGAACUACAGUAUCUAGAUCUGGUGAAUGACCACCAUGCAACUUUUGAUGAAUACCUCUUCGAGUGUCGUCUUCAUGGUUGACCGACGGGUCACAGUGAUCUAAACAGUGCCUCUUCAUUGUGUCAUGUUGGAGUGUUUUGAGCUUCUCAACUUCUAACACUAGAAGGCAAGACUUCUGACACCGAGAGGAGAAUGCUGUAGUGAUUUAGGAUUAGAAAAAGGAGAGGUUGGCCUGUGGUUUUGAGAGAAUGAGAAGAUAACGAGAAAGACUUGGGGGAUGACAGAAUCCCGACUGCGGGUAUUUACGGACUCAGAGGAGGACAGUAUUCCGGUUCACAUAUUCAACACAGUCAAAAAUGACGUCAUGGGGCUUCCACUUCCUUUAGCCGACAUGAGAACACUUUCCCCCACAGACUCAUUGGGAUGUUCCUCGACACUUUCCUGAGGCUUGCUGAUCCUGAGGUGUGUUGUCGUUGUUUUGUUGUGUGCUGACUGAGACAUUGGAGAGGAGCCAUAGAUACCACCGGUACAGAUGUCUUCCUCAGGCGACACAGUGGGCCCAGGCAGGAUGGGACUACUACCCAGGGCUGACACAGCGGACCCUUACAGGAUGGGACUACUACCCAGGGCUGACACAGUGGGCCCAGGCAGGAUGGGACUACUACCCAGGGCUGACACAGUGGACCCUUACAGGAUGGGACUACUACCCAGGGCUGACACAGUGGGCCCAGGCAGGAUGGGACUAGGACCCAGGGCUGACACAGUGGGCCCAGGCAGGAUGGGACUAGGACCCAGGGCUGACACAGUGGGUCCAGGCAGGAUGGGACUAGGACCCAGGGCUGACACAGUGGGCCCAGGCAGGAUGGGACUUGGACCCAGGGCUGACACAGUGGGCCCAGGUAGGAUGGGACUGGGACCCAGGGCUGACACAGUGGACCCAGGCAGGAUGGGACUAGGACCCAGGGCCGAGCCAGGUGGAGUAACGAACAGGCUGUUACCCAGAGGGACUCCAGCGGGGCUGAGGCUGGGCCUGUGGAUCCUGUGUUUCAGCUGGUUCUGCUUCACUGCUCACGCUCAGAUGAAGAUACCACCUGAGACGGUCCAAGAUUGGGCAAAUGUCCUUUCAGUGCAACUACGCGAGGCUACCACAAGAUAUUCGGGAGCUAACAUUCUGCAAAAGAAAUUCAGAGAUGUAGAGUCCAUUAUCAAGAUAGUGGACAUCGAUGGGAGAGCCCAAGUGAGGGACUUUUCAGAGGACAUAGAGAGAAUGCUGGGGUCCAAGAUGAAGUCCGUUAAGCGGUUGGCUGAGUCUGCGGAGGAUGCAGAUUUGUACCACGAGUUCAACAAAACUCUACGGUUUGACUACUAUAACUCCAUGCUGGUGAACACAAUGGAUGACGAUGGUAACUUCAUAGAGCUGGGUGGGGAGUUUCCUCUGGAGGAGAAUGAGCAUUUCAACAACAUCCCAGUCAACACAAUGCAGAGUGACAUACAGGUCCCCACCAAUGUCUACAACAAAGAUCCCUACAUCCUCAAUGGAAUCUACAUGUCGGAAGCUUUGAAUGACGUGUUCGCCAAUAACUUCAAGAAAGACCCCACCCUCACCUGGCAGUACUUUGGCAGCUCCUCGGGUUUCUUCAGAAUCUACCCUGGUAUCAAAUGGACUCCAGAUUCAAAUGGUGUGGCUGCUUUUGACUGCAGAAACCGUAACUGGUAUAUUCAGGCUGCCACCUCACCAAAGGACAUUAUCAUUGUGGUGGACAUCAGUGGCAGUAUGAAAGGCUUGAAGAUGACCAUUGCAAAACACACCAUCAACACCAUCCUGGACACGCUGGGGGAGAACGACUUUGUCAACGUCAUUGCUUACACUGACUACGUGCGCUACGUAGAGCCCUGCUUCCAAGGCACUCUGGUGCAGGCUGAUUUGGACAACCGUGAGCAUUUUAAGGUGCUGGUGGACGACCUGCAUGUGAAGGGAGAGGGUAAAGUUGCGAAGGCCAUGAAGGAAUCGUUCAAAAUCUUGAACGAGGCAGCGACCAAGGGCCAAGGCAGCCUGUGCAACCAGGCCAUCAUGCUGAUCACAGAUGGAGCCAUGGAGGACUUCAAGGACGUGUUUGAAGAGUUCAACUGGCCUGAUCGCAGGGUACGGCUCUUCACUUACCUUAUAGGCAGAGAGAUGACCUUUGCAGACAACACCAAGUGGAUAGCCUGCAACAAUAAGGGUUACUACACACACAUCUCCACUCUGGCUGACGUACAGGAGAAUGUCAUGGAGUACCUUCAUGUCUUGAGUCGACCAAUGGUCAUCAAUCACAAUCAUGACAUCAUCUGGACGGAGGCCUACAUGGACUCUGUGCUCUUUGCCACAAAGGCUCAAAGUUUACUUCUCAUGACCUCCGUGGCAAUGCCUGUCUUCAGCAAGAAGAAGGAGACGCUGUCUCAUGGGAUUCUGCUGGGUGUGGUGGGUUCUGACAUCCCUCUGCUGGAGGUCAUGAAGCUGGCUCCCAGAUAUAGGCUGGGUCCACAUGGUUACGCCUUCCUCAUCACCAACAACGGUUACAUCCUGGCACACCCUGACCUGCGACCUCUUUAUAAAGAUGGUAAGAAGCUGAAGCCCAAGCCCAACUACAACAGUGUGGACCUGGCUGAGGUAGAGUGGGAGGACAUAGAUGAGACACUAAGGACAGCCAUGGUGAAAGGGGAGACAGGCACUCUGUCCUUAAAUGUGAGAGCAUCAGUAGACAAAGCGAAAAGGCCUAUGUUCUUAACAAAUGACUAUUUCUACACAACCAUCAACGACACCCCAUUCAGUUUUGGUAUGGUGCUGACCAGGGGUCACGGACAGCUGAUGUUCAUGGGGACGGUCUCUGUGGAAGAGGGCCUGCAUGACCUGACGUCCCCUGAUCUAUCCAUAGCCGCUGAGUGGACAUACUGUGAGACAGACAUUGACCCUCACCACCGCAAAUACUCUCAGCUCCAGGCUGUCAUUCACUACCUGCAGGGGAAGGAGCCUGACCUGGAGUGUGACGAGGUGCUGCUGCAGCAGACCCUGUUUGAUGCUGUGGUGACAGCCCCCUUAGAAGCCUACUGGCAGGCAAUAAUGCUCAAUGCAUCUGGGAUGGAGGCGGGUGUGGAGACAGCCUUCCUGGGAACUCGCUCUGGCAUCAUCCGGCUGACCAGAUACACCGGCAUGGAGACCAGGGUCGCCAAGAAGUUCCUGACUCCAACGGAUAAGGACAACCUGUUCACCAUGGACCACUUCCCCCUGUGGUACCGUCUGGCCAUGGAGAACCCUCCCGGAAGAUUCCUCUACUACAUUCCGGUGGAGGACAAUGACAAGACAGGGGCGUCGAAGUAUGUCAUAGCUGUCACAGCUGUGACUGUGUCAUCGGGAGGCAAGACAGCCAUGGCUGGAGCCAUCGGGGUGCAGAUGUCCUUGGAAAUGCUGGAGAAGAGGCUAUGGGCCAUUACCUUUCAGCCCAAUGACACAGACUGUACUGAAGUGGAAGGUGUCUGCCCUCUCACCUGUCAAAGCAUUGAUGUCAACUGUUUCCUUGUGGACAGCAACGGUUUCAUCAUAGUCUCGAAAGAGAGGUCAGAGGUCGGACGUUUCUUUGGGGAAGUGGAUGGGUCUGUGAUGACAGCGUUGAUCACGUCAGGCAUGUUCAAGCAGGUGUCGCUGUAUGACUACCAGGGUAUGUGUAGAUCAGGACACAGUCAUUCCAGUAGUGCUCGGCCUCUGCUCAGUCCUUUCUACAGCCUUGCGGCAGUGAUCAAAUGGUUCUUUUCUCACAUGUUGAUGUUCUUAAUGGAGUUCAACUUCUGUGGGUUGUGGCACUCUGAUUACAUUGUAGACGCCAAGGCUGGCUACCAUACAUCCCAUAAAGCUAAGAAGGUUGACGCGCUGCAGCCGUGUGACACAGAGUAUCCUGGCUUCGUGUACGAUUCCUCCAUCAGAGAAACCAACAGCCUCAUCAAAUGUGGCCGUUGUCAGAAGAUGUUUGUGGUGCAGGCGGUUCCUGAAAGUAACAUGGUGUUGAUGGUGGUCCAGGCGGACUGUGACUGCUCCCGGCAGUACUCCUCCAUCACCCUGGAGCCCAAGGAGGUCAAAUACAACGCAUCAGUCAAGUGUAACAGGAUGAAAUCUCAGAAAGUCCGCCGGCGCCCAAACUCCUGUCACGCCUAUCAUCCUAAGGAAAAUGCCAAGGACUGUGGAGGAGCUUCAGAGAUCAGCCUAUCGGUGGCCGCCUUCUUGACUUCUCUGGCCACUUCAUUGGCCCUCUGAAGAUGGAUAUAACAAGGCUCCACCUCUCUUAUGGCCGUUCACAUUUCCUUUUUUGUAUAUUUUAUUAUUUUAUAAAAGACCUUUAACUACAUAAAGGACCUACCAAUACAGUAGUUAAAGUCAAUUCCGGAGCGAGGGCUAUUUUCUAGUAAGACUCCUUUUCCCACAAUGAGAAAGAGACUCAACAGUCCAAACAAAAGCCACAUUUCUUUGCUUGGGACUCUUUUGCAUGAGCCAUGGGAUAUGAACUUGUGGAAAUGCAAAGCAAUGAGAGACUGUUAUUUUCAUGGAGACACGGAUAUGGUACGACGAACCCUGCCCUCUGCUGGACAAUCCAUCAGAUUUUUAUACACAGUAACAUUAAGCUGUAUUGUAUUAAAACUAUUUUUUAUGUUGAAAUGAACUACUGUACCAAAACUGUGUGCUAUGAAAUAGGAAUAUUCAUAUUUUUGUGGUAUACUUGAUGAACAUUUGCAAUAAAUAAUGUACAUUCGUGUUUA
This is a messenger RNA of Oncorhynchus gorbuscha (pink salmon), 4891 nucleotides long. Its product is annotated as voltage-dependent calcium channel subunit alpha-2/delta-4-like. Bases 639 to 4391 code for a protein of 1250 amino acids. NCBI's taxonomy places the organism in Eukaryota, Metazoa, Chordata, Actinopteri, Salmoniformes, Salmonidae. Gene Ontology annotation, cellular component: voltage-gated calcium channel complex. The transcript is spliced from 36 exons. The record is from RefSeq and is a predicted model, not a curated record. Gene Ontology annotation, molecular function: voltage-gated calcium channel activity.